GUCUGGUGGCCGGACGAGACGACCGGCGCAUGUGCAACAUGUGCCCGAUCGGACGGCAACCCCCGCUCUGACGACGUGUGGCCGGAGGCCAGACUGCGUUACGCCUAUCGCAACGGCCAGCAGGUGUUGGUGCAACCGCAGACAUCGCAGGAGCCGGUCAACCCUCAGCCUUGCUACCAACUCGGCGCUUUCGCAGACGCCGACAGUCCGUCCUGGCCGAGGCCGUCUCUGAUGCCGCAACCUGGCGUCGGCGAGACGACGCUCCAUGCGCCCAGCAACCACAGCAUGGGUCUGGUCGUCGCCCAAUCACAAAUGACCGGCUCGGCCUCUUCGCACCCAGCCUCUGCGGCUGCUAUGCUCAUUCAGACGUCGAGGCAGAUGGAGACGGAGUUGCAGACAAUCCGAGGAGUGCUUCGCAGCAUCGUCGACAGGCUCGCCGACAAAGACAUCGUCAACAAACGAGCUCGCGAAUGGAGGAUGCUGGCUCUGGUCUUGGACAGAAUCUUCUUCUGGCUCUAUCUGACCAUUCACAUCUGCGCUGCCCUCGGCCUACUGGUUCCCGGCAGUUGGCAUCCCACCCCAGACGAGGGUGUGGCUCGUUACGGUCGCCAGGCCUACGGUCAGGCAUCGACGACUGGCCUUGGUGGCAACGAGUUGAAUCGCAGCCUCCUCGAAGUCGGAAUGUCCGGGGCAAAUGCCAGUCUUCUGCUCACCGGCCGCCUCGACCACAUACCAGCCGAGCCGGACACGGCAGAUGAGCCGGUGGACGUAGAACUGCCUGGUACCAAUCCUCCAAGCGCCUCCACUCUGACUGGCGUAUUGCCCUCACCCUCUUCUUCCUCCUCCUCCCUUUCCUCUUCUUUCUCCUCUUCGCAAGUUCGGGUGGCAGAUGAGACUAUUCGAUCUGGUCGAACGGGUCCGCAGUCGCCGGAGGCCGGCGGGCAAAUGGGCCAACUUAGAGCCGAGGUCUACCUCGACAGCGGAGGUCAAGACGGAUUGCCCAGUUGGAGGAAGGCCUAUCCCGAAGAGAUAACGGCCAGAUCGAGGGGCGGUUUUGACAAUAUCUUUCCCAACGACAAUCGAAAUAGACGAAUUCGGGCGCCCAGUCUGCCGCCCCUUGACGACUAA
Protopolystoma xenopodis is the source of this 1128-nucleotide messenger RNA. The record is from the annotation of a GenBank genome assembly. Lineage: Eukaryota; Metazoa; Platyhelminthes; Monogenea; Polystomatidea; Polystomatidae.